Molecule: messenger RNA, 2233 nt
Organism: Musa acuminata subsp. malaccensis (wild Malaysian banana)
Lineage: Eukaryota; Viridiplantae; Streptophyta; Magnoliopsida; Zingiberales; Musaceae
Product: protein PAIR1
Biological process (GO): embryo sac development; chromosome organization involved in meiotic cell cycle; microsporogenesis
Cellular component (GO): nucleus
Source: RefSeq, a predicted model, not a curated record
UCUCUAACAGACAACGAAGCCUUCGCCGACCUCCCGAAGCUCUAGGGUUCUUCGUCCUUGAAAUCGAUCUCUUUGUAGAUUUCGGUGGGUCGGAUCUAGGAUUAGGGCUCACGGCGAUCCAGAUCGCGCGAGGAGGAACAGAUGAAGCUAAGGAUCAACAAAGCCUGCGAUCUGGGCUCCAUCUCUGUUCUUCCUCCGAGGAGAUCGGGCGGAAUGAGCUCUGGAGGCGAUGGACUGGGGAGGAGCCAGGCGUCUCAGAUCCGUUCCCAAUCGCAGCAGUCGUUCUCCCAGGGCAUCUCUCUGUCGCAGCUCUCCCAGAGCUCGUUUGAGGAGCCUCUGGUCAACGAUCAGAGAUUUGGUUCUCAAGAAAAAGAUAACUCAUUAAGAAAGAUCUCGUCAUUGGCACCGAUCGCAUUAACAAGAGAAGAAUCUCAGCUACAGCUCACAAGAGCAUCUAGCAAUGUUAUGCACCGAUGGAAUGCAGCCUCGAUGUCAGAUAAUAGAUUUCAGGUCAGUGAAGAACUUGAACACAAACUUCGACACAUUGAAAGCUCAAUCAAUAGGGUUGGAAUGAUCCUGGAUUCUGUUCAAAGUGAUGUUAUGCAAGUAAACAGAGCGGCAAAAGAAUUAUCAUUAGAAGUGGAAGGGAUAAGGCAAAAAGUAAGUCUUCUUGAAAACUCCAUGCAACAAAUGGUGAAGUGGGAAGAUGAUAUCAAAGCUUUUAUUGGUGGAAGCCUCACUUCCAUUUCUGAUCAGCUGAUCAAAAUCUCCAGUUCUGGCAAAGUAAAUGAGAUUGCCUCAGCAGUUGCAACUUUGCAAGAGCAGAUGUUUUCACGUUUAGCACGACUCGAGUGUGAAGUUUGUAGGUUUUUUUCUGAAAAGGAGGUAAGGGAAAGUGGCAUUAAGUCCUCUAAUAACCAACAUUCAGUUAAAUUCCAGUCACCUAUGAGCGGAAAUUAUAUGGAUAUAAAAGAGUCUCUGGAGGGCAAUAUAGAAGAAAAAAAAGUUUCUGCUGCACCACUGAUGAGCAACAAGCAAAGGUCUCCACCUUUUAAGAAAGAAGGAAAGCUAGAGUCAUUUAAAUCAAAGCUGACUGAACCAAAGCAUACUGUGAAACACAAACACAUAAUUCCUCAUACAAAGCAGGAAGAAUUUGUUAGAGUAAUCGUUGAUUUAGAUGAAGAAAGUGAUGGAGGCAUCUCAUGCCUUAUAGUGAACAAAGGAACAGGGAAGAAGAGUAGCUUUAUGGAGGAAGUUCAGGAAGAUACUCUGCGAAUUCUAAGAAAAGCAAGGAUGAAAAAAAGAAGACAGAUGAAUUCAAUAACUGUUGUUUAAGGUGAGACACCAUGUGCUUGUCCUUUGGUAAACCACCAGCCAUAUUAAGAGUAUUAUGAUGCUUUCACUGUAGGUUACACAAGUAAAAUCGUCUGUUUCAGUUGCCAUACAACCAAAAAAAGAUCAAUUAGUACAGUCACUUUUCUUAUCUAGCUCAAAUCUUAUCAGAGCAUUCCUGCCAGCUCAAGCCAUGCCAUCAUUGUUUUAUCUUGUGCUUGAUAAAUUUGGCUUCUAGAACCAGAAGCAUGAUUGUCUCUAAGAAGUUAAUAAUAUGUUGUUACUAUAAUAAAACUUAAAUCUGGGCAGCUUAACUCUCAUUAUUUUGUCAAAUCUCAUUAUAUGAAUAGGUGAAUUUUUCUCCAUUUACAUUUCACUAAAGAAAAGGACAAAAGAGGACAUUGUUUCAAUGAUACAUGUAACUCUAUCUUUUAUUUUAAUUUUCCAUUAAAGCCUUUCGAGCUUCAUGUUCAAAUGUAUCAAAGAAAUAUAACAAAUACACAGAAAUUAAGGUGUAAAUGUAUAUAAUUCAUCUUCUGUUAUCAAUGUUGUUUUUUCUCGUAUUUCCUGUGGACGCAUCUGUUCAUAUUUUGAUCUUUGAGCAUAUGCAUUGUUUUAAAACAAUGUUUUAAACAAGAGACCUUUUUCAUCUUCUUAUAAGAAAAUUGUCCAAUAAUUUGGGCAACAAAUAUCAAGAAUUAAUGUAAGAAAUGGUCUAUCUGAGCCUCUAGUUGGAUGACAGUAAGAGUCUUGACCACAAGUUACCCCACACAAACAGUAUCUGUUAAACAGCAUAGAAGACCUUGAUAGAUUUUGAUCAUUGUGCUGAUUGAUAGAUCCAACCUUGUUGCUUUCCGCUUUCUUUUGCUGGACAGAAGAUUAUGAAGAGUCGAGACCCACG